Molecule: messenger RNA, 3999 nt
Organism: Heterotrigona itama
Lineage: Eukaryota; Metazoa; Arthropoda; Insecta; Hymenoptera; Apidae
Source: the annotation of a GenBank genome assembly
AUGUUUGGCUGUUGCAGGAGCAAACCAAAGACGUUCGCGUUCGAUCACUGUUUCUAUUCCCUGGACCCGGCCGGCGAGAAUUUCGCCAGCCAGGACGUGGUAUUCGACGCCCUGGGCCGCGACAUCUUGGACAAUGCGUUCCAAGGCUACAACGCUUGCAUUUUCGCCUACGGCCAAACCGGGUCCGGGAAAUCGUACACGAUGAUGGGAAGCGGCGAGAACAAAGGUAUUAUACCACGGCUGUGCGACAACCUCUUCGACAUGAUCGCGAAACAACAGAGCUCGGAGCUCACCUACAAAGUCGAAGUCUCGUACAUGGAGAUCUACAACGAGAAGGUGCACGAUCUGCUCGACCCGAAGCCGAACAAACAGUCGCUGAAGGUCAGGGAGCACAAUGUCCUGGGACCGUACGUCGACGGACUUAGUCAGCUCGCUGUCACGUCCUUUCAGGACAUCGACAAUCUGAUGGCGGAGGGGAACAAGUCGAGGACGGUGGCGGCGACGAACAUGAACUCGGAGAGUUCACGGUCGCACGCGGUGUUCUCCGUCAUCCUGACGCAGACGUUGACGGACUCGAAGAGCGGCGUCAGCGGCGAGAAGGUCUCGCGGAUGAGCCUGGUGGAUUUGGCGGGGAGCGAAAGGGCUGUGAAAACUGGGGCGGUGGGCGAUAGGCUUAAAGAAGGAAGCAAUAUAAACAAAUCCCUAACGACGUUGGGUCUAGUCAUUUCGAAGCUAGCGGAUCAGAAUUCCGGAAGUAAUAAGAAUAAGGACAAAUUCGUGCCGUACAGGGACUCCGUCCUGACAUGGCUGUUGAAGGACAACCUUGGCGGAAACAGCAAGACCGUAAUGGUGGCAACGAUAUCCCCCGCAGCGGAUAAUUACGAGGAGACGCUCUCAACUCUGCGGUACGCAGACAGAGCCAAGAGAAUCGUUAAUCACGCGGUGGUCAACGAGGAUCCAAACGCGAGGAUCAUUCGAGAAUUGAGGCAGGAGGUGGAAGCGUUGAAGGAGAUGCUAUUGCACGCAACUGGACAAGGAUCGAUAGUGGGCCAGCAACGCACAGACAUAACGGAGAAACUGUCGGAAUCGGAACGAUUAAUGAAAGUGAUGUCGCAGACGUGGGAAGAGAAAUUAGUGGAAACGGAGAAGCUGCAACACGAGAGGCAGCAGGCCUUGGAGAAAAUGGGGAUAAGCGUUCAAGCUUCUGGCAUCCAAGUGGAAAAGAACAAGUAUUACCUCGUUAAUCUGAACGACGAUCCAAGCUUGAACGAGCUGCUAGUUUAUUACCUGAAGACGGAGCAAGAUAUUCAACUGCACGGGCUUGGUAUUCUGCCUGAACACUGUGUCAUCACGAUAGAGGAGACCGGCCUCUACAUGACGCCAUUAAACGGUGCUAGGUGUUUCGUGAACGGCACUCAGGUGGUGGAGAAAACGCCGCUGUUGCACGGCGACAGGAUCGUCUGGGGAAAUCAUCACUUCUUUCGGGUGAAUUGCCCCAGAAGCGCAACAGGUAACUUGAGGCUCUCAAUGGAUAUCAAGUUGAUUGAAUUCUUUGUGAUCGAUGCGCGACGACGUCCUGCAAAGACUAAUAUCGAUUACAACUUCGCGCGAGAAGAACUGAUGCUUAAUGAACUGUCGAACGACCCUAUUCAGAGAGCCAUCGCCAGACUCGAGAAGCAGCACGAGGAAGAUAAACAGGUCGCGUUAGAGAAACAAAGACAAGAGUACGAGCGGCAGUUCCAGCAACUUCGCAACAUUUUGUCCCCGUCGACACCUUAUUCUCCUUACGUGCCGUACGACCCUCUGCGGGGCAGUCAGAGCAGUAAGCUUCCUGCCUGCACGCCCACCACGCAGAUGCGGGUGGAGAAGUGGGCCCAAGAAAGGGACGAGAUGUUCAAGAGGAGUCUGGGUCAGUUGAAAGCGGACAUCUUGAAGGCGAACGCGUUGGUGCAGGAGGCGAACUUCCUGGCGGAGGAGAUGGGAAAGCAAACGAAAUUUAGCGUCACUUUGCAAAUUCCGCCGAACAAUUUGAGUCCAAACAGGAAGCGGGGCGCCUUCGUCAGCGAGCCUGCGAUUCUGGUGAAGAGGACGAACAUGGGCAGCCAAGUGUGGUCCAUGGAGAAGUUAGAAAACAAGCUAGUCGACAUGCGGGAGAUGUACGAGGACAGAAAGGAUCCCAAUAAUUGUCAACGAUUGCCUGCCAUUAAGGUACGCUGUCUAAUUCGUUCUCUGGUUGCCAGUUGGCUAUCUGAUCUGAGAUUGAUGGUGUGUUACAAAUUACAGGACGAAGUGCCGGGAAAGACUCAAGACCCGUUUUACGAGUCCCAAGAGAAUCACAAUCUCAUCGGUGUAGCGAAUGUUUUCUUAGAGGUUCUGUUUCACGACGUUCGGUUAGAUUACCACACGCCGAUUAUCAGUCAACAAGGUGAAGUCGCUGGACGACUGCAGGUCGAGAUUAGCCGCAUAUCUGGUCACUUCCCUCAGGAUCGUAUCUGCGAGGCAGCGUCGGAGUCGUCGACUGACUCGACCUCGUCUGAACCGGAGGACUACUCCGGCUCGAGCUUUAUCACGUGCCGCGUGACCAUCAAACAAGCAACUGGUUUGCCAUUGUCACUCAGCCAUUUUGUAUUUUGUCAGUACAUGUUCUGCGGGCAUCCGGACCCCAUAGUGGUCCCAGCCGUGGACAAUUCCGAGCAGUUGAACUCGAACUGCCAGACAGGGCAGAGGGACUCUCUGGUGUUCAAGUUCAAUCACACGAAAGAUUUUACCGUGCCCAUAACCGAGGAGUUUAUCGAACACUGUAGCGAAGGGGCCUUAAGCAUAGAGGUUUGGGGACACCGAAGUGCCGGAUUUUCCCGAAGCAAGCCAGGCUGGGAAGUGGAGCAACAACUUGCCAAGGCCAGAUCCCUGGCUGAUCGAUGGUCGGAGUUAACGCGGAAAAUCGAACUCUGGGUAGAAAUUCAGGAACUGAACGAACAAGGGGAAUAUUCGCCAGUGGAUGUGGUUGUAAAACAAGAUACGUGGACAGGCGGUAUUUAUCAAUUACGUCAAGGGCAACAACGACGGAUACAAGUUCGGGUGAAACCAGUACAAAAUUCAGGGACAUUGCCAAUUAUUUGCCAGUCGAUAUUAAACAUAGCGGUUGGCAGCGUAUCGGUGAGGAAUCGUCUCCAGAUCCCAUUGGACAGUUAUCAGGAUGAGGACUUGAGCAUACUAAGAGAAAAAUGGAGCGAGGCGUUGAUGAGAAGGAGACAAUACUUGGAUCAACAGAUACAAAAACUUAUCAACAAACAAGACAAAACCGAACAGGACAUAGAGCGAGAACAAAGCCUCGUGGAUCAGUGGGUUAGUCUGACGGAAGAGAGAAACGCGGUGUUGGUGCCUGCAGCGGGAUCGGGUAUUCCUGGUGCACCUGCCGACUGGAAUCCUCCUUCAGGCAUGGAGCCACACAUCCCUGUUCUGUUUCUUGAUCUCAACGCGGAUGAUCUCUCAACCCAUCAAUCGGGGGAGGAAGUCUCCGUAACCGGGUUGAACUCGAUCUUACCAAAGGAGCAUGGCAACAAGUUUUACAACUUACCAAUAAUUCGUCGCAUAGAGAAGGACGUGUGCGCUAUCGCCGCUUGGGACUCCAGUAUACACGACAACAUACAUCUGAACAAAGUCACAGAUGCGAACGAGCGGGUUUUUUUAAUUUUGAAAACGACGGUACGUCUGUCGCAUCCGGCGCCGAUGGACCUUGUGCUGCGUAAACGGCUGGCCUUGAACAUCUACAAGCGACAAAGUAUCACGGACCGAAUCUUCAAGAGGAUCGUCCGUACCGACUGUUUGACUCAAACUGGCGUCACUUACGAGGUCGUGUCCAAUAUACCAAAGGCCAGCGAGGAACUGGAGGAUCGCGAGAGCCUGGCACAGAUAGCUGCCAGCGGUGAGGACAACAGCUUGUGCGAUGGUGAAACUUACAUCGGUAAAGCCAACGUUUCCAACAUGUGCAUCGCAUGA